Molecule: messenger RNA, 1422 nt
Organism: Nezara viridula (southern green stink bug)
Lineage: Eukaryota; Metazoa; Arthropoda; Insecta; Hemiptera; Pentatomidae
Source: the annotation of a GenBank genome assembly
AUGAAGCUACGGGAGAGGGUCUCCCUCGCCUGCUCCUGUAUAGGCGUCAUCAUCACCCUCGCCCUAGUCCUAGAUCUACAGCUUGAUUUGGGUAUGUCUGGAGUUCGAUUGACGCCCGCGCAUGGAAGAGUUCGCCUCCCUGUCCCACAAGCAUUUAGGCGUAAGUACUUAGAGCGACCAAACUCUUCCGAAUCGUUUGGCGAGGUAGAAGAUGAAUUCAAAGACUUAGAAUUAAUCAUGGAAGACCCUUCCCUUGGCCAAGGAGUUGUACUACUCACAAUGGAACACAAGACGAAAAAUCCAACGAUUUCAGAGAAGCUGAAAACAAAAGAAUUGCGAAAUAUGACUGUUUUGGAUUACUUUCAUUAUGGUAUCUCUAAGUUGGAUUUAUACCGAGAAAAUGAUCCUAUCGUCCCACAACUUCUAAAAGAACUAGCUUCAACGAAAAUAGUGCAUGUUGAACAGAAAGCUGGUGGAACACAACUAAAACUGGUGAUUGACUACGCCAACAAAAUUCAAGCUCUUUUCAAACCAAUGAGAUUUCCUCGUGAGCAAGGAACUCUGCCAAACCACUUCUACUUUACAGAUUUUGAAAGACACACAGCUGAAAUAGCCACUUUUCAUUUAGACAGGUUACUGGGAUUCCGAAGAGCCAUGCCUGUAACGGGAAGAAUUUUGAACAUAACAUCAGAGAUUUAUGAAGUGGCCGACGAUGAGCUUCUCAAAACAUUUUUCGUUUCACCUUCCAAUAAUAAGUGUUUCCAUGGCAAAUGUAGUUAUUAUUGCGACACGGCACAUGCUAUAUGUGGGAACCCCGAUAAACUAGAGGGUUCUUUCGCCGCUUUCCUUCCGUCAAAGGAAAUGGCACCUAGAAAGGUUUGGAGACAUCCUUGGAGGAGAUCCUAUCAUAAGAGAAGGAAAGCUCAAUGGGAACAAGAAUCAGACUACUGUAACCUCGUCCGGGACAUUGCGCCAUACAAUAGUGGGCGAAGGUUGUUGGAUAUCAUCGACAUGUGUAUUCUCGACUUCCUAACCGGCAAUAUGGACCGCCACCACUACGAGACCUUCCGCCUCUUCGGGAAUGACACAUUCCUCCUUCACCUGGACCAUGGUAGAGGGUUUGGGUCGCACAGCCACGAUGAAAUGAGUAUCCUCGCACCGCUGCGGCAGUGUUGUAUCAUCAGGCACUCUACACUCCGCACAAUCCUCGGUUAUCACAAUGGUCCAAAAAAAUUGAGUGAGGUUAUGAGAAAUGCCCUUCUGUCAGAUCCAGUCGCACCAGUUUUGUUAGAGCCCCACUUAAAAGCCUUGGAUCGUAGGAUGGCCAUAAUUCUUCAAGAAGUGAGAACAUGCCUCAAGAGGUCUGGUGAACAAAAUGAAGAACUACCAAAUUAUCUGACUGCUACUGUUGAUGGUGAUUGA